UGCCUACCGUUAUAUCUUCAUACUUGUUGUUCGUACCAAGAGCAUCAACGCCGACGUCACAGGGUUUUCUAUCUACCACUUUGGAAACGUUCUUCAAACCAAGUUCAAAAUGCCCAGCUCCGAGUUCGCCUAUAUCUCUGGCUCAUCCCCGAUUGUUCAAAUGAUGCCGUCUAAGCCAUCGAAGACUCCAAUUGUCCAGUCAGAGCCUGCAAAAGUUUCGAAUGACUACGACUAUGACUCGGACGACGAAAUAGCAGUUAUCAAGGCAGAGCAAUCAACACGAGCAUCCUCCACAAAGUCCUCGAUACUAUCCAAAGUCAAGGCGAAGCUGCAGUCGGAUAAACAGCCGAGGACAGCGCCAUCAACAUCGUCCUUGGACCGACAUUUGAAGAAGAGACAAGCGAGGGCAGAGACACUCUUCGCUUACAAGGUUCUCGCAGAAAGCCGAAUGUAAAUCACGGGUUUUUCAUGCGUGAUGGGGCUCGGAGGUUAUAUGGUAAUAGGAUUGUCGGUCUAUCACGGGCGGGUUUAAAAUGGUGUUGGUUUUGGAUGCAAGGAUUGACUUUAACAUGGCUAUUUUAGAAGGAAGCAGCUUUGAGCACAUCAUGGACAAGCCUCCUGAUAGUCUCUAUGGUAAGGGCGAGAUGCCAACUCAAAUUGAUACCCUAGGAGAUUGUUGUUUAGUCAAGAUGUUCAUCGUUCUCAUCAUUGAUGUCUCAUUAAUUGAGUCUUAUAUAUCAACAUGGACGAUAUCGCACUCUUAAAGUCUCACAAG
Truncatella angustata is the source of this 775-nucleotide messenger RNA. RefSeq lists its product as uncharacterized. Bases 110 to 454 code for a protein of 114 amino acids. The transcript is spliced from 2 exons. Lineage: Eukaryota; Fungi; Ascomycota; Sordariomycetes; Amphisphaeriales; Sporocadaceae. The record is from RefSeq and is a predicted model, not a curated record.